Messenger RNA from Musa acuminata AAA Group (dessert banana), 1755 nucleotides. RefSeq lists its product as uncharacterized. The transcript is spliced from 4 exons. The record is from RefSeq and is a predicted model, not a curated record. Gene Ontology annotation, cellular component: cytosol. The coding region runs from base 108 to 1535 and encodes 475 amino acids. NCBI's taxonomy places the organism in Eukaryota, Viridiplantae, Streptophyta, Magnoliopsida, Zingiberales, Musaceae.
AUUCGAACUCGGGCGAGGGAUUCCGAGACAACCAAGCAAAAGCGCGCGACGAGAAGGGCUUCACGGCAGCACGGCACGGAGCCCAGGGGUCAGGGGAUACCCUCGCCAUGGAGCACCCGGCUGACGACUACGAUCGUGUGGAAUUCGUGGAAUCACUGGUGAAUUUAUCAAGGACCGCGGCUGGCCGCGCUCGGCUCAACGCCGACGGAGCCCUCGCGGCUGUCCUCUGCCGCCUCUCCUCCUCCACCGCGCCCGUCCUCAUCUCCCGCCUCCGCCUCGUCCGAAACCUCUGCGCCGACGAGACAGUUAACCAGGACGCCUUCGUCGAGUCGGGCGGCGUCGAUAGGUUGGCCUCCGUCUUUCUCACCGGCCUCCCCGUGUCGACUGAGGUAGUGCGAACGGUGUUUCAGGUGCUGGGCAAUGUCGCCUCGGCCGGCGAGGCGCACCGCGCCGCCGUCUGGGCCCGGUUCUUUCCCGUCUGGUUCCGCAAAAUUGCUGCGAUGUCCGACCCUGCGGUGUGCAAUAGCCUCUGCAUGGUCUUGGAUACGUGCUGUUCUGCCACGGGAGGGCGCCGGAGAUUGGGAGAGCUUUGUGAUGCCGGGCGAGGCUUGCCGAUCGUCUUGAACAUCGUCUACACCAUGUCCCGAGGUUGUCAUAAAGAGGAGUACUUCUAUUGGCUCUUAGGUAAAGCAUGUAUGGAGGGAACAUAUUUCACCAGAGUGUUUCAGGGAUUAAGUUCAACAAUUAUAUUGGAUGGUUCCGGUGGUGUUGACUGCACAUAUAAGAAAUUUUCUAAUGCGCAAGUGUUCCUACUUGAAACACUAUCAGACUACUUGACUGGCUGGCCUGGAUAUCUUGACAGCAUUUCCAAACAUUUUGCUCUAAGUGUUCUGCAAGUUUUGGAAGAAGCUUCUUCAGUUGUUGAUGCUAGGUCCCAAAGCCAUUCUGUUUCUCCCACUUGUUGGCUUGUAACUGAUAUUCUAAAGUACUCAUUUGUAAUUCUGAGGAAUAUAUGUUGCUGGAAGGUUCAUUCCUUGCCAGCUGCAGAGGACCCUGCUAACUCACUGCUAUCUGCAGGCCUCCUACAACUUCUUUUAAGAUUUCUUCGAGAACUGGAUCCCACAUAUAUUACUAAGAACUGGGCAAUACAGACAUCCACAUAUUUGAAAGUUUGUCCUUACGUAGGGUUUCAGACAGAUGUAGUUUCUGUCAUUUGCAAUUUCCUACAUGGAAGGAAGCAGGUUCAAGAUGAUAUCAGAAAGCAAGAUGGAAUCUCUUUGCUCUUGCGACGGUGUGUUAUUGAUGGAUGUUGGCCUUUAUUGAGAGAAUGGGCAACAUUGUCAGUGCGAUACUUGCUGGAUGGAAAUCUAGAAAACCAGUACAAAGUAGCUGAACUUGAGCAGAAGGAACCAGUUAUUACACCUGAAAUUUCUCGAAUGGGACUAAGAGUGGAAGUUGACCAGGAAAGUAAACGUCAAAAGAUUGUAAAUGCUUCAUCAGAUUACAUAGAGCUUCUUACUCUAAUGCUGAUUUAAGGUGGAUGUCAUGUGGAUAUUGGGCACUUUGAUGAUUGUGCCAGUGGAUAAAUGUCUUGUUUAAAUGGAUGUCCUACUUGUUUGCCUCAGUACAUGUACGGUAUGUGCAGCAGACCAUAUCAAUCCUUGAACGUCUAAUAUGUUCGGUGUUUUUCAUAGAAACCGCUUUGUAGCUCACAAAUCUUUGCACUUAAAUUAUUAUUUUUACCCUCCCUCUGCA